GACUCAUGACUUGUCGUAAGCCAUCACCACUCUUCAGCUUACGGGGGCGGACGGCGUAAUUUCUGCUGGUGACACUUGUUCUCGGAAGGCAUAUGGAUAUCCUGAUGCAUCUACUCGAGUCAGGAGGCCAUGUUUUGGUACGUUUCUUCUGUUGGGCGCACCGGUAUCGCAACUUCAUCCGGUCACUAGAUUACCACUGCCAGGGUGCAUAGAACAAUUCAACCCCGUCAACAGGUUUGACUAUCCCUUGAUACAGGAAUUGCGAAUAUUUAUGUUUCCGUGGUAAUUGAGCACACUGCCUUUCUUUAAAUCUAGAUUAUUUCACGUUGAACUUGAACGUCCUUUUCCGAGUCUCAGUCGGUAUGUCCGCCGAAGACAGCUGCAUUGUGUUCAUUCCAGCUCCGGUAAGACAGGAUCUUUGUUCUUGCACUGACUCUGUACCGCUUCACCUUGCAGCGUUUUCAAAACUAUGAUGACAAACUACCCGCGACCAUUUCAGAAAACAUUACAGUAGCAAAUCGGCUCGACUGACUGUUCAUAUCAUCAUGCGCCCCGCCGUGCUCGCGCAGAAAAGUCGAGACACCGGUGUAGCAGUGGCUCAUUUUAUCGGUCACACGAUAACAUAGCCUGGUCAUGUUCACUAUAAAGCUUCAUUAUUCUUCUCGACAGACCUCUCACUCAAAAGAUCUUCUAUUCACUCGAUAAUGAACGUCCCCUUCAAUUCCUCUAUUCCAUUCUCUUUCAGCGAUGAGCCCUUCACAGGGCCAUGGCAGCCUGCGGACUCCUACCUAGAGUGCCUCCAGCCUCUAGUAGGGGGCGUCGUAGCUUUCUUCGUGACCAUCUUCCUUUCCAGAUACUCGCAUAGCUCGGGCAAGGGCAAACUGCCCCCCGGACCAUCUGGAGUCCCAUUUUUCGGAAGCUUGUUCCAAUUAAUGACAACCCCGCGACUAUGGAUAACCUUUGCAAACUGGGGGAAACAGUAUGGGCCAUUGAUACAUCUCAAGGUUGCAGGCAAACAUAUGAUCAUCAUGAACAAUCACAAGGUCGCUGCCGAUUUGCUUGAUCGACGUGCUUCCAAUUACAGUAGUCGACCUAAUUUCAUAGUUGCUUCGGAGAUGCUUACCGGGGGCCUUCUGCUGCCGUUUCAAGGCUAUACGGAUCUAUGGCGAACGAUGCGACGUGCCGCUCACGAAGGGCUGAACAGCUCCGCUGCUCGACAUUAUCAUGCAGCUCAAGAAAAGGAAGCUACACUCAUCGUGCAAGGGAUGCUCAAAGACUCCAAUAACUGGGACGAUGAGCUCAAACGAGCAACGUCCUCGAUGAUCCUCGGCGUUAUAUACGACACACCUACUAUUGAAUCUUGCCAUGAUCCCAAAGUGGCAUAUGUCAACGACUUUGUUAUUCGCUUUGUUAGCGCUGCAUCUCCUGGCGCGCACUACGUGGAAUACUUCACGUGGAUGAAGUACCUCCCCUCAGCUAUUGCAAAAUGGAAGCGGGAGGCUUUGGAAUGGUAUCGCCGAGAUUCGAUCUAUCUGGGAAAGAUGUAUGCAGAGGUACAGGAACGCAUCAAACAGGGUGAAGAUAUCAACAGCUUUGCAGCUACUCUCAUCCGUGAUGAGAGGCAGCUUGGUUUGGAUAAUACACAGUCAGCAUGGUUGGCUGCUACAAUCUAUGCUGCUGGAAGUGAAACGACUUCUACAGUGAUGGCUUGGUUUAUGCUCGCGAUGCUUGCAUAUCCUGAAGUCCAGAGGAAAGCGCAAGAAGAACUCGAUACGGUCAUUGGGCGUGGACGCAUGCCUACUAUUGCAGACCGCGACAGGUUACCCUAUAUCAGUGCUUGUGUUCGAGAAGCGUUGAGGUGGAGAUCAUUAACUCCGAUAGGUGCACCCCAUCAGUCCGUCGAAGAUGAUUGGUACGACGGAUAUUUCAUACCCAAGGGCACCAUUUGCAUCGCCAACCAAUGGGCGAUGAACUCGGAUCCGGAUGUCUAUGGCCCUGAUGCCGAUGAAUUCAAUCCACGCCGUCAUCUCGACGAACAUGAACAUCUAACCUGUCCGUUCCCUGAUACACAUGAUGGGCAUGUUAGCUAUGGCUUUGGUCGAAGGAUCUGUGUUGGCCGUCAUGUUGCCAACAACGGGCUCUUCAUCAAUAUGGCGUCCCUUUUAUGGGCUACAACUAUCAUGCCGACCACAGAUGCACAAGGAAAGCCUGUUAUUCCUGACACACAUGACUUCAUCAAUAACGGACUUGUGUUGCGACCUCUUCCUUUCAAAUGCAAAGUCAAACCCCGUUUUCCUGAAGCAGAGGCGAUUGUAGCUCAAACCAGAGAACUUUCACAAGCCUGACAGCCAGUGUGGUCUAAGGCGAUAGCCAAAGAUUUCCGUGACCAGGUGCAUGAAAAUGUUACUUAUUGUAGUCUACUUUUACUUGCAUAAUCAGACAUUCUCCUCCUGAAGUGAAGAGCAGCGCACGUAG
Molecule: messenger RNA, 2475 nt
Organism: Somion occarium
Lineage: Eukaryota; Fungi; Basidiomycota; Agaricomycetes; Polyporales; Cerrenaceae
Source: the annotation of a GenBank genome assembly